Messenger RNA from Cherax quadricarinatus, 2353 nucleotides. RefSeq names its product PE-PGRS family protein PE_PGRS5-like. The record is from RefSeq and is a predicted model, not a curated record. NCBI's taxonomy places the organism in Eukaryota, Metazoa, Arthropoda, Malacostraca, Decapoda, Parastacidae.
AUGAGAAUGGAUCCUUUUGUUGUCAGAGGUCUAGUCGAGGCUGGAUGGGCCGGCUACCCAUCAGCCGGAUACUCUGCCUCCUACCUUGGCUCCUCCCUCACAGCUUGUCCCUCAGGUCACGCCCACGCCCACAUUACGUCUUCACUCCCGCCCACGUUGCAGCGGGAAGGAGCGAUCGCAGAAGCCAUGGCGUCAAGCAGUCAUUUAAGUUUGAUGACGGAGCACCGUGGAGGUGACGGGAACCUGACGCUGUCGAAGGAUCUGCUGUCUGGUCCUCCAUCAGUGUUGCCUCCUGCCGUCUCCGUCGCCACCUCCCUGGGAAUGCUGGGGGGCGGAGCUAGCAUCCUAGGGGGUGGAGUUAACGGGUUAGGGGGAGGAACCACUGUGUUAGGGGGCGGGGCAAACGGUUUAAGGGGCGGGGCCAACGGUUUAGGGGGUGGAGCCAGUAUGUUAGGAGGAGGAGUUAGCGUUAUUGGGGGCGGAGUUAAUGGACUGGGAGGAGUAACAAGCAUUUCAGGGGGCGGGACAAAUCUGCUUGGGGGCGGACCUGGUGUGUAUUUGACUCCGCCCAUCCUCCCUGCUUCCAUCCUUUACUCUUCAUUAUGCUCUGCCCUCCCACACACGCCCACCUCCUCUGCCCCACCCUCAGUCAUACAAGAGGACAUGGCCCUCCCUUCUAGUUCGUCUCUGCCCCCUUUGUCUAGGGUCAGUCCCUCUACUGGUCACCGUCCUCCUGACCCUGUCUGGCGUCCCUAUUGACCUAAGGUGGGCAUAAGAAAAUCUCAGAGGACAAAGUGUUCAAAUUGCUGCCGUCGAGUGCCUGGAAGAGGAAUCAAGUGCACUCAGUGCCUCAGGGGAGAGUUUCUACAACUCUGGGCAAAUAAAUAAUCACAACGAGCCGGUUUCCCAGUGAUGGUAGCAUAAAUUGUUCUGUCCAUUCGAGGUGACUCGUUGAGUUCAGCCAUUGUAAAUGACUCUGGUCAGUGACAAUAACUCGGCAGAUGUGACUAAUCACAGUGAUUUACUUAAUCUGACCACUGAUCAAUCGCAGUGCCUAUGAAUAACCACAGUUCCUUAGUCUAAUUCACAGUGCCUCUGACCAAUCACCACUUCUGAGUGGCUCUGAUCAAUCAUUGCAGUGCCCGAUUGAGUCUGACCGAUAUUUGUGACUCAGUUCGACCAGUCUUUCAAUAGUGUUAGUGCCUCUGCAAGCGUCGUAAGAUUUCUUCUCUAACCAGUGUCCUUGUCGAAGAAAAUUUACCUGUGCUCAGAGAAGAAUUGAAAAAAAAAACAUCAAAGUUCUUGAGUUCCUUGAAAAAUCUGAAGAAUUACAAUAACACAGUGAACUUACAUUAGUUGGAAUGCACAAAAAGCGAAUAAUAAAAGUCUUUAAGUGGUGCCUAUGCUAGCCUAAAUUAUUUUUACAUAUUAAUGUGAUUGAAUUUUUAUAAUUAAAAAAACACAUUAGGCGUAAAAUCCGGUAAAGUCGUUUAGCAAAAAGUGAAUACACAUUGUGGGUAAAGAAAUGGGUAAAAAAGAAUAAUGAAACACACACAAAAAAAAAUUAUCAGUAAAUGGAUAUAACUCAAAAAAUUAAUAAAUAUACCACAUAAAAAACAUAAAUAAGUGAAAGUAUGACAGAAAUCGAUUAAGUGGAAUACGACAGAAGGUAAAUAAGAGAAUAUCCAAAUUAGGAGCGAUAGAUACGGAAGGAAGGCAUCAAAUGUUUCGUCACAGUAGAGAGAAAUGAAGAGGAAAUAAAAGGAAAUGAAGAGGAAAUAAAAGGAAAUGAAAUAAAAUCAGCUUAUAUAGAAAGAUAUGUAUAAAAAUGGAAAUAUCCAGAGUUACGUCACAAAAUAAACGAUCCAAUCAGGAAAAAAUAUUUCAUAAAACGAGCUAGGUAAUCUGAGUGGUACUUAAGAGGGUAUGAAUGAGGGAGCUAGAAAGGCGUUAGGAAUUGCCCUGACACUCAGGAGAGCGGUAACAACCAUUCUUGAGGGGAAAUCAGGAGGCUUCUGUUAAGUGGUGGUGGAGGUAGCAAGGUGCUUCACCACUCAAGUGGUGAUGGAGGUAGCAAGGUGUUCCAUCACUCACCACUCAACUGGUGGUGGAAGUAGCAAGGUGCUUCACCACUCAACUGGUGGUGGAGGUAGCAAGGUGCAUCACCACUCAACUGGUGGUGGAGGUAGCAAGGUGCUUCACCACUUAAGUGGUGGUAGAGGUAGUAUGAUGCUUUAUCUCUGAGGAAAUGUGACACAAGACAGGCGUGAGGAACUCCACAAUUGGUAUUACCGUACCUACGUGUACAUCAGUGCCUUGUAUGCCAGGAGUGGCCCAUUAUUAUUAUUAAGUG